Molecule: messenger RNA, 8206 nt
Organism: Peromyscus californicus insignis
Lineage: Eukaryota; Metazoa; Chordata; Mammalia; Rodentia; Cricetidae
Gene: Tert
Product: telomerase reverse transcriptase
Exons: 16
Coding region: 775-4140 (1121 amino acids)
Biological process (GO): telomere maintenance via telomerase
Cellular component (GO): telomerase catalytic core complex
Molecular function (GO): telomeric repeat DNA binding; telomerase RNA binding
Source: RefSeq, a predicted model, not a curated record
CUGCUUUGGCUAUGUGCACACUCAGCGCCCUUGGUCAGUGACCCGGGUCUCGCCACCGUGCGUAAGUGGGAGAUGACCAAUAGCUCUGGACCCUGGUGGGUGAAUGCCGCUGUGACAGUGAGAAAUGCGGACGCACAGCUUCAUCUGAUCCCCCUCCUUUGGUGGUGGGUGUUAACGGAACCUAUUUGGGAGCUGAGCUUAUGGCAGGACCACAAUAAAGCUUUAAGAACCUGUACAUUAGAAUUCCGGCCGUAAUUAUGAAGCCUGACUGGAAAGAACUGUGACUGCCACCACCCACUGUCGGCACCGAACUCGCAGGCAGCAGCAGCCGGUUCUGGAGCAGGGUGGGCCUUAGGUUCCUCUGCCUACGCAACCUUCAAUAAAUCAAGGACAGGUGUCUUUGCUUGCGACCCCGCCCCAGUCUAGACUACUGGGACCCCCAGCUCGGAGCGGAAAGGGGACCGAAAAGCUUUCUGUGGAGGGCAACCCUUCGUGACCGCGCCUCCCUCUGUUACUCCUACAUUUCCUGCAACCACUGAACUCAGCUGGGGGAACACGCCUGACCGGUAGUCUUAAGCGCCAACUGUGAGACAGAAAAGAGAUAUUGGUGCAACCCCGCCCCUUCCGCUACCACUCUUGGUCCGUUUGGAUUCCGCCCCUUCCUCCGUCCGACCCCGCCUUCUUCCGCCGCGGGCUCUCCAUAUCCCGGAUCCCGACGCUUUUCUGAGCGCAGUCCUAUAUCGAAGUUCCCGCACGUGGGGGACCUUGAGCGCGAUGCCGCGCGCGCCCCGUUGCCCGGCCGUGCGCUCUCUGUUGCGCAGCCAAUACCGCGAGGUCCUGCCGCUGGCAAUCUUCUUGCGGCGCCUGGGGCUUGAGGGCAGUAAACUUGUACAACCCGGGGACCCAAAGGCCUUCUGCAUGUUGGUGGCCCACUGCCUAGUGUGUGUGCCCUGGGGCUCGCAGCCUCCACCUGCUGGCCUUUCCUUCCACCAGGUGUCAUCCCUGAAGGAGCUGGUGGCCCGAGUCGUGCAGAGACUCUGCGAGAAAGGCGAGAGGAACGUGCUGGCUUUUGGUUCCGCAGUGCUUAACGGGCCCCAAGGUGGGCCUCCCAUGGCCUUCUCAACCAGUGUGCGCAGCUACUCGCCCAACUCGGUGACUGAUAGUCUGCGAGUCAGUGGUGCCUGGAUGCUUCUGCUGAGCCGAGUGGGCGACGACCUACUGGUCUACCUGCUGGAGAGCUGUGCUCUCUACCUGCUGGUGGCCCCGAGCUGUGCCUAUCAGGUGUGCGGCCCACCUCUGUACCAAGUCUGUGCCACUGCGAAUACCAGGCUCGCUGUGCCCCUCAGCUACAGGCCCACACGACCAGUGGGUAGGAAUUUUACUAAUCUUGGAUCCACACACUGGGUCAGGAACAGCAGUCACCAGGAAGCAUGGAAACCCCUGGUCUUGCCAUCUCGAGGUGCGAAAUGGCAUCUCAGCAUCACCGAUAAAAGUGUGCCUUCAUCUAAGAAGGCCAGGCGUGAUCUGGCCCUGAGACUGGAGAAGGGACCUGACAGGCAAGCAGUUCCAACCACAUCAGACCCAAGGUCUGCCGAGACCCCCACGGUGCCUACUAGUAGAGCUACCAAGGAAGACUUGUCUUCCAGAGGAAAGGCGCCUGGCCUGAGUCUCUCUGGGUCAGUGUGCUCUAAGCACAAGUCCAGUUCCACAUCCCCGCAGUCACCACUAUGCCAAGAAGCCUUUCAGCUCAGACCAUUUACUGAGACCAAACGCUUCCUCUACUCCAGGGGAGGUGACCGAGAGAGGCUGCACCCCUCGUUUCUACUCAACAACCUCCAGCCAAGCUUGACUGGGGCCAGGAGACUGGUGGAGAUCAUCUUUCUAGGUGUGAGGCCUGGACCGCUCUGUGGGACACGCCGCCUCUCAAGGCGCUAUUGGCAGAUGCGGCCCCUAUUCCAGCAGCUGCUUGUGAACCAUGCAAGGUGCUCAUAUGUCAAACUCCUCAAGUCACAUUGCAGGUUUCGGGCAGCAACCGACCAGGUGGCAGAUGCCCUGGACGCCAGCCCAUCGCACCUCGUUGAUUUGCUCCGCCUACACAACAGUCCCUGGCAGGUAUAUGGUUUUCUGCGGGCCUGUAUCCGAAAGCUGGUGCCUUCAGGUCUCUGGGGUACCAGGCACAACGAGCGCCGCUUCUUUAAGAACGUGAAGCAGUUCAUCUCCUUGGGGAAGUAUGGCAAGCUCUCACUGCAGGAGCUGAUGUGGAAGAUGAAAGUAGAGGACUGCCUCUGGCUUCGCAGCAGUCCAGGAAAGAACCGUGUCCCAGCUGAAGAGCACCGUAUGAGGGAAAGGAUCCUGGCUAUGUUCCUGUUCUGGCUGAUGGACACAUACGUGGUAGAGCUGCUUAGGUCAUUCUUUUACAUCACAGAGACCACAUUCCAGAAGAACCAGCUCUUCUUCUACCGUAAGAGUGUGUGGAGCAAGCUGCAGAGCAUUGGAGUCAGGCAACACCUUGAGAGAGUACAGCUGCGGGAGCUGUCGCAAGAGGAGGUCAGGCGGCACCUGGAGGCCUGGCCAGCCAAUCCCAUCUGCAGACUGCGUUUCAUCCCCAAGCCCAAUGGUCUCAGGCCCAUUGUGAACAUGAGUUUUAGCAUGGGCACCAGAGCCUUUGGCAAAGAGAAGCAGGCCCAGCAUUUUAACAAACGUCUCAAGACUCUGUUCAUCGUGCUCAACUAUGAACGGAAAAAACAUCCUAACCUUCUGGGGGCUUCUGUACUGGGCUUGAAUGACAUCUACAGGACCUGGCGGACAUUUGUGCUGCGUGCGCGCGCUCUGGACCCGGCACCCAGGAUGUACUUUGUUAAGGCAGAUGUGACUGGGGCAUAUGAUGCCAUCCCCCAGGACAAGCUUGUGGAGGUUGUUGCCAAUAUGAUCAGACACUCAGAGAACAUGUACUGUAUCCGCCAGUAUGCAGUGGUCCAAAAAGGUUGCCAAGGCCAAGUCUACAAGUCCUUUAGGAAACAGGUCUCCACCCUCUCCGACCUCCAGCCAUACAUGGACCAGUUCGUGAAGCACCUACAGGGCUCAGAUGGCAGUGUGCUGCGAAACUCCAUUGUCGUUGAGCAGAGCUUCUCUUUGAGCGAGGCCAGCAGCAACCUGUUUGACUUCUUCCUGCACUUUAUGCGUAACAAUGUCAUGAAGAUUGGUGGCAAGUGCUAUGUCCAGUGCCAGGGCAUCCCCCAGGGCUCCAGCCUGUCCACCCUGCUCUGCAGUCUGUGUUUCGGAGACAUGGAGAACAAGCUGUUUGCCGAGGUGCAGCAAGAUGGGCUGCUUUUACGUCUUGUUGAUGACUUUCUGUUGGUGACACCUCACCUGGACCAGGCGAAAUCCUUCCUCAGGGCCCUGGUCCGUGGCAUUCCUGAGUACGGCUGCAUGAUAAACUUGCAGAAGACAAUGGUGAACUUCCCUGUGGACAGUGGUGCCCUGGAUGGUGCAGCUCCACACCAGCUGCCUGCUCACUGCCUGUUUCCCUGGUGUGGCUUACUGCUGGACACUCAGACUCUGGAGGUGUUCUGUGACUACUCUAGUUACUCCCGGACCUCAAUUAAGGCCAGCCUCACCUUCCAGAGUGUCUCCAAGGCUGGGAGGAAAAUGCGACAGAAGCUCUUAGCUCUUUUGCGGUUGAAGUGUCAUGGUCUGUUUCUAGACUUGCAGGUGAACAGCCUCCAGACGGUCUGCAUCAACGUGUACAAGAUCUUCCUGCUUCAGGCCUACAGGUUCCAUGCAUGUGUGCUUCAGCUCCCCUUUGACCAGCAUGUUAGGAAGAACCCCGCAUUCUUCCUGGACAUCAUAUUCAGAAUAGCAUCCUGCUGCUACUCCAUCCUGAAGGUCAAGAAUGCAGGAAUGACACUAAGGAUCAAGGGAGCCUCUGGCUCAUUUCCUCCUGAAGCUGCUCGUUGGCUCUGCUACCAAGCUUUCUUGCGCAAGCUGGCUGGUCAUUCUGUCAUCUACAAGCGUCUCCUGGGAACUCUCAGGACAACCCAAAGACAGCUAGGCCGGAAGCUCCCAAGGACGACAAUGGCCAUCCUUAAGGCUGCAGCUGAUCCAGCCCUAAGCACAGACUUUCAGACCAUUUUGGACUAACCCUGUCCCCUUUAGCUGGAUGAACAUGGGCAUUGUAGCCCCACCACUCCUAGAUCCAUGCCACAAGAGGGACCAGCCUGUUGUGGGGCUAGGUUGCCCUCCAAAACCUCUGUGUCAUGGGGUGGUAGUAUGGAAGUUUGUCCCAGUGCCCUGUUUCCUGUGGUGGGCUUGAUUUCCUUCCUGAUGCCCUCCAGGAAGCAGAUCCCACCCCUUUUAGUGUCAAGGAUCCACUAGUCACCAACACCAAAGGAGGUAGAAGACGUAUGGGCACUGGGACCAUGUGGACAGGUGUGAGAUGCCUGGCCCUGGUGUCUUUUCAUAUCUAACCAUGGAGUCUUUUCCAGUGGGGUCAGAGUGUCUCAGAGAUGAAGACAGGACUUUGAACCAGUAACCUAAAUUACAGCCUAAAUAUACUCUGAAUUCAGGUGACUGAAUGUCUUGUUACUUUUGCUGUUGUUGUUGUUAUUUUAGUUUUUGCUGUCCUAGAACUCGUUCUCUAGACAAUAUUUUCCAUAAAGGUGCAACAGGGGCAUGCAUGUCUUGGCAGUAACCAGCAGCUGUCUAAUUUGUUUCAAAGCCCACUCAACAGGAGUACUGGAAUUUAGCCAACUCUCUGGGGUUAGUGAGGCUAUGGGUCUAAGAAGAACUUAAUUUGGCCAUUUUGCUAAACCAGCAUAAUUUCUAACUGCUUGCUAAGUAUGUAUCCUUACACCCAUAGAUAAGUGUAGUGCUCACCCCUCCCUCAUCAAAGAACGUUUGCAACAGAUAGGUAACAUUACAGAAAUCCACAACUAGAUGAAUGCUGAAAACAAGUGAUCAUGGAGUACCCAGCCCCAGUGGAUUCCUCUACAACACAACCUCUGUUGUAACCUAAGACUUAGGGAACAUAAUGAAUGAGGGGACAGGAAGACUGUAAGAGCCAGAGGACCAAAUAAACUGAGAUUUUUGUCUCCUAGAAAUGGCAGGGUGGCUACACCCAUGAUACCUCAACAUAUGGCUACCUAAACAAGAGCUGAACAAAAACAUCAAUAUACACGGUUCUUCCUUGCUCUGGCUCCAGGGUGGAGCAGACAGCCUCAAGCUCUGUUCAGAGUCAAGUUGGAAUGUGCAGGUGGGUGGGGAAAAUACAGGAUAAGGCCAUAGGAGUAUAAUCCAAGGUAUGAGCGAGGAUAUGGGGUAUGCUGAAGGGUAGCAAUCUCUGGGCGCCUCUGGUGAAUCUGGCCUGGGCCUUACCCCUGCUUUUGUGCCAUGGGCCCCUACAGUAAGGAGUUUGUAGGAACACCUAGGAUGAGUUUGUCCUCAGACAGGCAGCCAGGGCCCUCCUGUCUACUCUGUUGAAGUACCACCUGUCCCUGCAGACCAGCACAGCAGCUCCCUCAAGAGAGAAGUCAGCUCUCAGUAGAGCUAGACAAAAGCCAUUCAACAGACAGCCUGAGGCUAACAUAGGGAGCAGGAAGACCAGCAUAAAGGGCAUAGAGAUGUAAAGAACAGCUCCCCACCUCCCUGCCCCCAGCUUCCAAAUGGACUGACUGAGCUGGAUUCACUGAGCUCUUAGUCACAACCAAUUAGCUUUGAGCAAUUCUGGAAGCUUCUGGGAUAUCAUUGGUGGGACCAGAGAAACUGUACCUUGGACAGGGCUCUCAGCCCCAGCGCUGAUGCAGCCUAAUUGGCCCCAGCUGGCCUUAUGACAGUGCCUUGUUCAUCCUGCUGCCUUUUAGUGCAUCCAAGUGACUAAGCCGAAGGCAUUUACAGCAGAGCCAAGUCCAGGGAGUGGAUCAUAAAUGCACCCAGGCUCCUGGAACUUCCAUAUGGAGGGUGUAUGUUUGGGGAUCUUGACAGCCAGCCUGCUGGAACCAACCCAGUCCCAGGGCAGAGGACACUCAGUAACGGGAUUAAAAUAGGGUUGGGAAAUCCCAGGAUCCAAGGUCAUACAUAGCUCAACAGGAGACUAGAAAUCUUCCGCCUGGGCUGGGCACACUCAGGCCUCUCCGGUGUGCCAGUAACAUCAUGUCAUCAGCCAAUCCACUAGGUGCUAGCAUCUUAUCUCUAGCCAUGUUCAUCUAGUUCCAGCUCUCCUCAAGACCACUUGUAUUCCUGCCAAAUUGUUAAGCCCUCGCUAAAGGUUCAUGUCCUAAUGGGCCCCAACUCAUGAGUUGCUGAGUUCUUUCUUCAGUUACUGUGGAGACUGCCAGGUCCGCCCUGGGGGAAACAAAACCGGCGAAGUUAAAAGGCAAUGGGAUCUGAGCUGAAACUUAUUGGUGUGGUGGUGGUGUGUGUUCCCUUGCAAGUGUAGAACCCCUGUGAGGAAGUCAGGUGUGAUGGUGCAUGCCUGUAACCCCAGAACUGUCAAGGUGGAGACAAAUGUAUCCUUGGGGCUCCCUGGAUGCCUAACCUGCUUGGUGAGUUCUAGGCCAGUGAGAGACCCUAUCUAAAAAUCAAAUUAAAAAUAAUUUUUUAAAUGGGGAUGGCUCCUGAGAAAGGACACUUAAGAUCGUUCUCUGACCUCUGCAAACAUGCAUACAGAAUCAGAGAAGAACAGGAAUGAGAAGGAUUUGAGCAUGAGAAAGCAAUGUCAAUGGAACCAGUCAUAAGCUUCCUACAGGAUAAGAGUUCCUUCUUGCCCUUCUCUGGACACCCACACACUGGGCUCAAUACUCGGUACCUAUAAUGAUGUUCACCUGUGAAGGAUAUCAUAGAACUAAAGGGAGUUCCUAAAACUGGAUGGACUGCAGGAACCUAGAGACAGGAGCUGAUGCAGAGGCCAUGAAGAGUGCUGCUUACUGGCUUGCUCUGACAGCUUUCUCAGUCUGUUUUACUAUAGAACCAAGACUAUCAGCCCAGGGGUGUCCCCACCCACAAUGGAGUGGGUCCUCCCACAUCAAUCACUAAUUAAGAAAAUGCCCUACAGGCUUGCCUACAGCCCAGUUGUAUGGAUGAAUUUUCUUUUCUUUUUUUCAGUUUUUCAAGGCAGGGUUUCUCUGUGUAGCCAUGGCUGUCCUAGAACUCUCUGUAGCCCAGGCUGGCCCUGGACUCACAGAGAUCUACCUGCCUCUGCUUCCUGAGUGCUGGGAUUAAAGGUGUGUGUCACCAGCAGCCAGCUGGAUGAAUUUUCUUAAUUGAGGUUACCUUCCCUCAAAUGAUUUUCACUUGUGUCAAGUUGACAUAAGCCGAGCACACUUAUGGUAAGCAGAAAAAUGACAACAAAGAGGUGUUGGUCCCCAGAAACUGACUACGCUACCUGAUCAUGAAAUGUGGCUAUGGUUACAGAUGGAGUGAAGAUCUGUUGACCUGAAGAUAUGAAUCAUCCUGUUUAUCUGGGUGGGUCUGAGAUCAUCACAGGGGUCAGUAAGAGGGAAUGCUGAGUAGAAUUGGGUUGUAGAAAAACUAAACCAGCCACUGCAGUCUUUGAGCUGGAGGAAAAGGCCAAGUGCAGUAAUGAAGGCACUAUCAACCAGACUAGCUAAGGACAGGUGCUGCCCAGCACGCCUCAACCAUGGCCCAGUGAGACCCGAUUCACACUCUGGGCCUCCGAGGCAGUAAGAGUACAGGUAUGUUUAGGAAUAGCUUCUGAUGUUCAGGAAUUUGUUAUGGAAACAAGUGAGGAGACAAACUCAGGACUUGUUCUCAGGAUCUGGGGACCAGUGUGAAGACCUGUGGCAGGAGACACGGACAGGAGUGAAACAAGAUUAACAUGGGAAAGAAGCCAUUUUGCAGAGGAAGUCUGGAGUCCUUCACUUGAACUUUUUCUCAGGAAUGGAUCAUGUUCAGUGAUACACAAACUUGGGAGAGCUGUGUGCUCUCCCUUUCAUAGCAAGCUGUCUCUCUAUUUCCAGCCACAUAUUCCUGAAGCAAUCCUAGAAUCAAAUACCCACAAAUUCAGAUCUGCAGUUUGACACCUCUAAACAUGCUUUCCCUGAUAGUCUGGGCUUUUUCUGUUUCUCUACAUCCAUACCUAGUUUCAAAGGCAUAACUUCUUCACCUCCCCUCCUCUGGCAGCUGCUUGGAUUUUCUUCUUGCUUGUAUUGUUUUUCCUCUCAAACUUUAAUAAAAAAUGUCCUCAAGCUGC